CGCUGCCCGUGCCCCCUGAGGGAACGGGGCCGGCCGCCCCCCCUCGCGGCGGGCUGGCAGCAACCUGUUGGUCCCGCCGCGGCUGGAGGAGGGCGGGAGAAACCCCCCGCGGCUCGGCGGCGAACCCGCUGACAAAGGCGGAGCAGCGGCAGGGCCAGGGCCGCCCCCCGCUCCCCCCUCCGCCCCCGGCAGCGAGGCCCGGCGGCGCCGGCGGGCAGCGCGGGGCUGGGGCCGGGGCGCUCGCACAAGAUGGCGGUGGGGCGGCGGGAGAACGUGCUCCCCUCUUAAUGCGGCCGCGGCGGCCCCUGCUCCCGGCGCCCGGCGGGGCUUACAUGGCGCUGGAGGACCUGCUUUGUCUCUGCUUCUCCGUCGUCCUGGCCGUGCAAGGGAGGCUCUUGGAAGGUGACUCACUGGAGCUGAGCUGUAGUGCUGGUCCUGCAAAGGUGAUACUGGAGCCAAAUCAAGAUGUGGUUUUGGAUUGUAACCUGGCCCCUGGUGAGCAGGUGAUCAAUAUCACAUGGAAGAAGAAUGGGUUGCCGUUAGUGGAGCAGGAACAUCUGCACCUGCUUCCAAAUGGAUCACUCCUCAUCUCAUCCCAGGCUGUGGCAAAGGACAGUGCAUACCCGGAGAGGGCUGAUGCUGAGGGUAAUUACUCCUGCGUGUCUCACAGCUCCCUAGGAGCUGUCACCAGUCAAACGGCUGCUGUCAGAUUUUCAACAUUAUCACACUUUUCCCAGCAGCCGGAGUCGCAGGCAGUGGAAGAAAAUGGCAUGGCCCGCUUCGAGUGCCGCAUCGAAGGGCUGCCCUCCCCUCUCAUCACCUGGGAGAAGGACCAUGAAGCUGUUCCAGCGGAACCCAGGUUUAUAACUCUUCCAAAUGGUGUCCUCCAAAUCGUGGAUGUGCAGGAGAGCGAUGCUGGGGCUUACCACUGCGUGGCAACCAACGCCGCCCAGAAGCGCUACAGCAACGAUGCAGUCCUCAGUGUCCUGAAAGGUUCCCAGCCAUCAGGAGGAGAUGUCACCAUCAUUGCAGCUCCGGAGAACACCACGGUGGUGGCUGGGGAGAGCGUGGUGUUGGAGUGCAUGGCAGCUGCUGAUCCCACCCCCUUUGUCUCCUGGAUACGGCAGGAUGGAAAGCCUGUUUCCACAGAUGUGAUUGUGCUGGGCCGCACAAACCUGCUGAUUCCUUCCAGCCAGCCCCAUCACUCAGGGGUGUACGUCUGCCGUGCUAACAAACCCCAGACCCGGCAGUUUGUUACGGCCGCGGCUGAGCUCCGCGUCCUUGCCACACCCAGCAUCUCCCAAGCUCCUGAAACCAUCUCCCGCACCCGAGCCAGCACAGCCCGGUUUGUCUGCAAGGCGGAGGGUGAGCCAGCUCCGGCCAUCCACUGGCUGAAGAAUGGUGAAGCCAUCCUCUCCAACGGGAGGGUGAAGGUGCAGAGCAGCGGGAGCCUUGUCAUCAACCAGAUCGGCUUGGAGGAUGCUGGCUACUACCAGUGCGUGGCCGAGAACAGCCUGGGCAUGGCUUGUGCCACUGCCAAGCUCUCGGUGAUCGUGCGGGAGGGUCUGCCCAGUGCUCCCAAGGAGGUGUCAGCCGUGUCCCUCUCCAGCACCAGCGUCCUUGUGUCCUGGGAGCGACCAGAGUACAACAGUGAGCAGAUCAUCGGCUUCUCGUUGCAUUACCAGCGGGCUAUGGGAACAGAUAACGUGGAAUACCAGUUUGCUGUCAAUAAUGACACCACUGAGUUGCAAGUCAAGGACCUGGAGCCCAAUACCAACUACGUCUUCUAUGUGGUUGCGUAUUCCCAGCUCGGAGCCAGCCGGACAUCCUCUUCCAUCAUUGUUCAGACCCUGGAGGACGUUCCUAGUGCUGCCCCUCAGCUGUCCCUGUCGAGCAUGACUCCUGGUGACAUCCGUGUGACAUGGCUGCCACCUCCUCCAGAGCUGAGUAAUGGCAAGAUAACAAAGUAUAAGAUUGACUACUGCACCCUCAAGGAAGAUCAGGUAACCUCCAUUGAGGUGGGUGGAAACGAGACACAAAUCACCCUCUACUCGCUCCACCCCAACAAAGUCUACAAAGUUCGCAUCGCCGCCAGCACCAGCGUGGGCUAUGGAGCACCUUCUGAGUGGACUCAGCACCGCACCCCUGACAGAGACAACCAGACACAUGUUCCUUUUGCCCCGACAGAAUUAAAAGUGCGAGCGAAGAUGGAGUCUCUGCUGAUAACGUGGCAGCCCCCAGCCAACCAUGCCCAGAUAUCUGGCUACAAGCUCUACUACCGAGAAGUGGACCCAGAGGAAUCCAGUGACAAAAGCCCUGUGGAUGGUGCUGAAGAUGAGAGCUGGGAUGUAGGACCCAUAAAACUAAAGAAGAAAGUGAAGCAGUACGAGCUGACUCGACUAGCUCCUGGGAAGCUCUAUGAGGUGAAGCUGGUGGCAUUCAAUAAGCAUGAAGAUGGUUAUGCGGCGGUUUGGAAGGGCAAAACAGAAAAAGCACCUGCAACAGCAGUAGAUCCUCCUGUGCAGAAGGGUCCUCCACUGCCUCCAGUCCAAGUCUAUGCAGAGUCCAACAGCUCAACUUCCAUCUGGCUCAGGUGGAAAAAACCUGACUUCACCACAGUCAAAAUUGUCAACUACACUGUACGCUUCAGCCCUUGGGGCCUGAAAAAUGCCUCUCUUGUUACAUACUACACAAGCUCGGAUGAGGACAUUCUCAUCAGUGGGUUGAAGCCCUACACCAGGUAUGAGUUUGCUGUGCAGUCCAAUGGCGUUGGCAUCGAUGGGCCCUUCGGCAGUGUGGUGGAGCGAUUCACCCUUCCUGACCGUCCCUCAACUCCUCCAUCUGACCUGCGGCUGCACCCACUCAACCCCUAUGCUGUGCAGGUGCAUUGGUGCCCUCCUGCUGAGCCAAAUGGCAUCAUUGUGGAGUACCUCAUCCUCUACAAUGCCAACAACACGCAGCCUGAUGACAUGUGGACCUUGCUGACACGAGAAGGAAAUAUCUUCAGCACUGAAGUGCAUGGUCUGGAAAGUGAUACCAGAUACUUCUUCAAGAUGGGAGCAAAGACAGUUGUGGGAUCUGGUCCCUAUUCAAACGUUAAGGAUGUGCACACCCUCCGGGAAAAGCUGUCUGAUGUUCUGGAUAUCCACUCUGUCACAGGAAUCAUCGUGGGAGUCUGCCUGGGGCUGCUCUGCAUCCUCUUCUGCAUGUGUGCCAGCUUCCGCAACAGCAAGCACAGGGAGGCCCUGCCAGGCCUGGAUUCCCAGGCAGCUGGCAACCACACUUACUACCACCGCAGCAGGCAAGGGGUGGCAGCUCCCAGUGCCACCUUGGACUCACAUGAGCUAGAGUCUCUGAUGUCCCCACUCCCGGAGGAUGCACCCAUGCCCCUGGGGGACAUCACAGAACUGACAGAAGUGCACAGCCUCGUGCAUACAAGCCUCCCUGAGGACACCAUCCAUGUGAAGAGGAAGUCUUCAUGGAAUAAAUCAGCCAGCCAGCCCUGGACAAACAGCAUCACCAGAUACGGGGACACAAUCACAAAAGAGCCUCUCUCUGCUGUCAAUGGCUCGCUGAAGCUCCCUUCCAGCGCGGGACAGAAGCUUUUGUUGCAAGCCCUGGUUUAUGAUGCUGUCAUGAAUGAAGCAAAGAAAAGCCACUCACCAGCCAACCUCCACCAAGUGGAAGCAGAGGUCAUUGUCCAUUCUGAUUUUUCAGCCUCUGAUAGAGACUACGACUCCCAGCUGCACACCCUGGAGAGCGAAGAGACAGAAACUGAGGACCAGGAGCCCAAAGAGCUCCCGUCUGGAGAGCUGCCUCUUUCUGGCUUUCCCAGCACCCAGCAGGACACUAGCCAAGUGUUGGUGGACUGCACAGGCAAUGCUGAGGUUCAGGCCCAGGAUGAGCCAUUGUGUCCCAACAGACAGACUAACAACACAGAGGCCAUUGGCACCCGUGUGCUCACCAAUGGCUUCCACAGCCAUGGAGAGAGUCUGGAUUUGGUGGAGAGCGGAGAUUCAGACUCCAUCCAGGAAGGCAGGGAGAGUGUACAGCCCCUCAAGUGCCAGUCACUUUCCCCAGCCCCUGAAGAGGGCCCCCUCUGUAGUAACUCUGGUUUAACCAGUUCAUCCUCAGCAUCUGAGAACACGGCAUGUGUCCACAGUCAUUGAAGAGUGACCCAAUCUGAUUUUGACCAUGGGAGAGCUUGAAGUGCUAGGAGGGGCCUGUCCCUACGAGGUUCUGCAUGCCCUUGACUCAGCCCAGCAGCAGCCAAGAAGGUGCAACAUCUCACCAGAGCAGGAUUUGGACCUGGCAGCUCUAGGGUACUGCAUUCAGGAGACCAGUAGGUAGAUGGGUAACCACCCAUCUUCUUCCUGCUGAAGCUGAUGAGUAACUUCAUGUGUGUGGGAGCAGAACUGAGCCAUCUGCCAAAGCCUGAUGCGAAACCACAGCUAGAACAGAGCCUUCUGCAUCAGACCGGGGCUGUCACAGGUGACUGGCAAAGGCUCUUGUGAGGCUGGGCAGAGGCGGAGCACACCGAGCCACGCUGCUCAGCUGUCUCUUCACCAGGCAGCCUCUUGGCGCUCCCAGCCUCGAGAUGAAUUUUGUCAGAGGAGUCCCACAAGGGGGUGGAAGCCAACACAAACAGACUCGACGGGCUGUAACCACCAGGCUUUUCUGCCCUCCCGUGGUUAAAAGGAUGAUAAGGCUCUCUCUGUGUGCUACCGCAGUAACUCUCGCUAGCAGGCUGAUGUAGUGGCCUUUUAUUACACACUCUACGAGUGCCUCUAACAACUUGUACUAUAUAGAACCUUCUUCAGUGUCUGGGUCAUUCCACCAACCUGGACUUCAUUUUAUGUAGGUUGUUGUACCUAAUAUUUUAGGUACACAUCUGUCCUCUUAAUGUACAACAUGUAUUUUUAUUUCCCCCCAAACAUCUUUAUAUUAUUUAAUUUUAUAAAGUGGAGUAGUGUGUGGUGUAGAGUAGCAUUUUUACUACUUCUCUCUUUCUUUUUUUUUUCCUCUUCCCUAACAACACAACUACCUCAUGUCUGUUGGAGAAAAGAAGCAGUAGACCUACUCCUUUGUUAUAGUCCAUUGUAGGUUUUAACUUAUUCUUAUACUGCCUUUUUCUAAAGAAUAUGUUUGCACUGGUUGUUGACUCUUUUUUAAUGUGUAGUGCUCCAGAGCUGAUGUCUCACUUGCUGUGCUCCUAAGUGUUGCUGUAGGGCACUCUCCCUAUGGCUGCAGAGUUGGGUUGUGUUUCUCUGUAGGGUUUUGCAGGAGCUGGCCAAAGGAGACCGCUUCAGCUGGCAGGACAUUGAUCCGUCGUUCCCUAACCAGCUCACACUAGCAAAGAGAAAAAAGAACCAACAGCUGCAAAAGUAAUUAGUGAUCUUGGAGGCGUCUGUUUCUCCUUUUGUGCCCAUCUGGAGGCAUCUCAGAUGAUUUUGAUUUCCAGAGAGCAACACUCAACCUCCUGCAAGCAGUGGAACUGCUGAAGGCUUUGGAUGGACACGUGAAAUUUCCCAGUUGUUUCUGAGAGUCCUGGCCAAAGAGCUUUGGAGGUUUGCCUUUUUUUUUUUUUGAGAGUAGAUCACCCCCAGAGCUUUAAAGUUAAAAUCAAAUCUUUGGUCUUGUACCAGUCCAUCUGGUUAGAAAAUCAUCCAGUGACUCUUCUUUACUGACACCUGCUGCUGACAUGUCCUUCAGCCUGGCCUUCUGGUGAACAUUCCUCUACCAUCUCUCUAGCCUGACUCUGCCCUGUUCCAGGCUUGCACAGCCACAGACCAGAGCAGCUCUUUGGACACAGCAGGCUGUUUGGUAAAGGUUCUGCCAUCCUGGAGAUCUGGCCAUUUGUUUAAAAAAUGAGGGACAAGAUACCCAGCUCCCUCUUCUCUUAAGAAAAUUCAUCUGAAGCUGUGCAGGGAGCUGUGUGCUGACUGAAGAUCCUGAAAGAGACUUCACAUGUUGUCUUUUGUGGUGAAACCUGGUCUGAGGUACCACUGCUUGCAGCAAGGAGAACACCACCAGCACACUCUGCCUGCUUCUGUUGUGAAGAGCCAUGGCACAUUGUGUUUGGAGCUGAGCUAGACCAGCCUGUGUCCUUAUGAUCCUACAUCAAACUCCAUUAGCUUCAGCCCUUCAGUAGAGAAGUACCUCCAAGUCUCCAUGUACCCUGUUGGGAAGGACAGUGGAGCUUCCACCUCUCCUUAUCCUACAGCAUCUCCUCCCACCAUGAGGUUCUGGUAAAUGGCUGCAUUUCCAGUUGUUGCACUUGCUCUCUUGCUCCAGCUGCUGCUGGGUAUCCUGGGGACUCUUAGAAAUGCCUGAAGUGCCACGACUCCAGAGGACUCUGGCACAAAGACUUGAAAUCAGUGCCAGUGAGUAGGCUGGGUAGGAGCUAGUGUGCAUGCACUACCAGAGCAAAGAGGCUGGAGAAGGCAAGAAAUCAGAGGAAGUGUGCCUGAUGAACUGAGUGCCACCAGACUUUGAAGCUGAUGACUCGGCAGGGUUAGCAGUAAGGUGGUGUUUCUGCAGGCAGUGAGGGCAGUUCACAGCUGUGUGGCAGAGGUACCAACACUCCAGCUGGGGGAGUGCCAGCUGCUAGUUGCAGAGGAUGAGGGAGGGUCCUGCAGCUGGACCUCGGUUUGCAACUAACUUCAUGGAAGAGACCUUGACCUUCCCCAGUGUCAGGACAGACUCUGUACAAGCCAUGUUGCCACCACUGAUGUGCAGAAAGGGAGAAGGACCCUACUCCAGGGGAACCCCUGGUGACUUCCUUUCACCUCCAAACCAACUUAUCCACCUGCAGUCAUGACAGUAUGGUGAAGGACUGCUCCUGCUGAGUUGAGGCCAGCACUGGGAGGAGUUUGGCCAACAGUAGGUAUGACCAGGACACCUGAGUUCUGUCUCCCUGUUGUGACACUGUAUCUGGCACAGGUCAUGUACCAGCUCUCAGCUUUCCAUCCAGGGGCCUGUGGGGAUGGAGGCUCAGUCCUGUGGCUGGCCCCAGUUUCUGGGGCAUUCCUUUGUCUGUGCACCCUCUGCUUUGUCUGCACCGAUUUUAGCAGUCCUCUAGCCAUAGGGUGAGUGUUGCUGAUCUGCCUGUCACCAAAGCCCACACAAGCAAGCAGUGUGGCACCGUUCCCCUGGAUCACCUUGGGCUGCUCACAAAACCACCAGGUUAGUCACGUGCUCCAAGAGCUUUGGAAGAAAUGCAGCAGAGUGCAAGCACUUUCAUUUAUGCAUCACAAAAAUACUUUAUCUCCUCGUGCUGAGGCUCCUUCU
This is a messenger RNA of Pogoniulus pusillus (Red-fronted tinkerbird), 7290 nucleotides long. It is a transcript of the gene IGDCC4, whose product is annotated as immunoglobulin superfamily DCC subclass member 4. The record is from RefSeq and is a predicted model, not a curated record. Gene Ontology annotation, molecular function: protein binding. Gene Ontology annotation, biological process: neuron migration; cell-cell adhesion; axon guidance. The transcript has 20 exons. The coding region runs from base 288 to 4169 and encodes 1293 amino acids. NCBI's taxonomy places the organism in Eukaryota, Metazoa, Chordata, Aves, Piciformes, Lybiidae. Gene Ontology annotation, cellular component: axonal growth cone; plasma membrane; cell surface.